AUGGAUUCGCCGGCUUGGAUGUUCACCAAGGCGUUGUCCCAUCGCCAAAAGGUUUUUCAGUGAAUUUAGCUUGUUUUUGUGGAAAUUCUAAUAUUUCCAGGUGUGCCGCUUGUAUAAACGUUGCCUGAGAGAAGUCGACAACUGGUACGGUGGUGACAAGUGAGAAAAUUCUGAUGGAAAAUUGAAAAAUAACUUAAAACUUGCAGUUUGGAAGUUCGAUUCCAAAAAGUGAUCAUGCGAGCUCGUUUCGACGCUCAUAAGGUUAGUUUUUACUAUAAAAUACGCAUAAUUGGUUUCUAAUCGAUUUUUUCAGGACGAAAUCGACACACGAAAGAGCCAAGUGCUUCUGGCCGACGGUUGCCGUCAACUUUGGGAGAAGCGCCAUUUCAAGCCUUUCCGCUGUUUGUUUUUGAUUAUCUUUAUGAAUUUUGGACAUUUUAAAAAGCUUGAAAACGUGUGUAAGAUGAUAAUAAGAUUAAGAUAUUUAUUCUAUUAACAAAAUAUUGAAAAAUUGGGUUUUAAAUAUAAAUUUCAGUCGCCCUGGAUCCCGGCGGCAGCAGUUACGAUCGUGAGCGCGAGUCUCCCGAUCAGGCAAGUUUUGAGAUUUUUAAACAUUUUUGAAGCUUUCAGAAACAUUUUUCAAUGCUUUAGGUAUCAUGUACUUCAAUAAAAAAAUUUUUCAAAAAAAGGUUUAAAUGUUUCUAAAAAAAUGAUUUUUGACCGAUAUUAUUGAUUUUUUGCUUUAUUUUUCCGAUUUUUGAGAAAAUAAGCUUUUAAAAAUUCCCUUGAACUUGAGCUAAGUUUAAUGAUUAUUAAUUUUGAAAGAAUAAUUAUUGAUUUUUUUCAGAUCGUCGAUUCUGACCAAUGGACUUUGGCCGAACGCGAACAGUUCCCGUACUAUUUCAAUACUCGCGAGCAGCGUAAAAAGGUAAAUUCCUUAUAG
This is a messenger RNA of Caenorhabditis auriculariae, 943 nucleotides long. Lineage: Eukaryota; Metazoa; Nematoda; Chromadorea; Rhabditida; Rhabditidae. The record is from the annotation of a GenBank genome assembly.